GGGUGUUCAUUCAAAAUGUAUGCUUAAAAAGUGAAACUAUGAAAAAAUUUUUGGGUGUUCGUUAGGGAUUACUAUACUCAGCUCGACGAGCUCUAUCGAUUGCCUAACUCAGAUUUUAAUUUGGGGGCGUUCGUGGGUGUUCGCGUCUUUUAGCAAUACCCCUUAUUUUACCAUAUGGUACAAAUGAAGAACAAAAUUCCCAUUGAUUUUUCAGUUCUUUGAAAAACGGAAGAACACUUUUUUUAGAGUGUAUGUUUGAGGUACUUAGAUGUUAUUUGAAGACUCUACUCUAGGCUCAGACUUUUCUACUCUACACAACCAUGUCUAUCCAAUAUCUACACGUUGUUUCAAUAUUUGAAACAAUAACGCAGAGUAACGGCAGGUAAGAAGCAGAACUGUGACGCUCACUCAGAAUUCUGAAGAAUUUCCGACUUUUAAAUAAUCAUUUUAGCAAUAAUGUAGAAACUGACGGAAGAGGGUAGGCAUAGGAAUGUUCAACAGAUCCAGGACUAUCUUUCUGACCAGAUCGCUUUUAUCACAGGAUAUCAAAACUUAAAAGGGUUUUCUUGCAUAAGAAGAAUCAGCCAUUCCGAGUGGCGCAAAGUUUGACAAAGAGUAGAAAAAAAAUAGUCAAAGAAUGUGGAGUAAGUGCUUGACACGGUGGAUUUUGUUGAACAGAAAAUUUUGACCCAUGGAAGGGAUCUUGAAAUCGUAAAGAAGGUCGAAAAAAAUUAAAUACAGUAAUAAUUUAUGAUUUUUGGAUCCUUUAUUAUUAGUCACAAAACGUUACAAAAAAUGCUAUUUUUCAAUGAGGAUUAAUUAAAUGACGACGAAGAUUUACAAAAAGUACCUUUGACAAAUCGCUAAUAGAAACAUUAUUUAAUAUUUAAUUAGAUGGAGUAUCAAAAAAAAUACAACCUGUUCCUUUCGUUGCAGUUCUGUUUCUUAUCUGCCGCUACUCUGUGUUAUUUUUUCAAACAACGAGACAACGUUUAACUCUCGGAAGUAUCGAUGCCAUACUUUAAAUCAGUGUGGCACUGAGGCCGGCACUUGCUGAGCAUCGGUGUCAACUAAUACCAGUAACCUACGGCAUGGCAUGCACACCCAUGUACACUAGCAGUACCGUACUGACUUUUACCAGUGUUAUACUGAAAUUUCUUUUUACAGCUAUUGUUAUAAACUUUAUUGUAUAAGAUGAGAAAUAUCAUACAGUGUCCACGGGCAAGUGUUUUAGCACUUACGAUAAGUAGACAUCAAGUAAUCAAUAACACAUAUAAAAUAAUAGGCUACGACUAGAAAACAAGAAAACAAUAAAAAGAUUAGAAAAGGAAAAAACUUCAAGAUAUAACAGAACAGUAAUAGAAAUAGAUGAUAAAAAUAAGAUAAAUAUAAACGUUUAACACUAAUUCACAAUCGAAAGAUGGAAAAAUAUAUGACAUGUAUUAUAAAAGGAAAGGAAACUACUUUGGCACAAAGCAGGUGGAAUGAACAAAAAACUAAAAUCUGAGUGCAUUCAAUAUAUAUUUCAAUUACUGCCUUAUAUAUCAUGAUAAGAUCGCGGGGAAAAAGAUUCUAUUUCAAAAGUAUGACAUUCAGUGUCUUGUUACCAGAUGAUUAAUGUGUUUUUUUGUGAAAGAUAAAUCAUCAAACAUUUUGUCUCAAAACUUUGAGUUUACCCAUUAAAUCUGCAGUAAACAGCAUAGUUUGGUAUCUGCUAAGUCUUUUACAAGAUUAUCCAAGUUAUUUUGCAUGGGUGAUUCUUUCGAGAACGUGCCAAGUUUACAUCGACUUUGUCCGGAUUGUUCGAGAGUAACAGGACUAGUAUAACUCGGGCUCCUGAUGACGAAUAUCACAUUUAAAAAGCGGCAUGGUGGUCUUCUAGACCUGUGGAAACCCCAUUUCUCAGCAGAAUAGCCCGUUUGUGGGCAUUUUCACUAUUUUUUAGUCAAACACUUUCAUGAACUGGUACCGUCAGAUUAGCUUCUAUAUGUGCAGAGCUAUAAAAUCACUAGCGGACAAAAAGUUUCAAAAUGUUAAAGUACGUUCUCAGGAAAAUGUUUAAAAAGGUCGUUUUUUCCGAAAAGUAGGCCUUUUUUGUAAACCAUUUCUCCCCCAUAAAAUCACAUCAACACAAGACCGCAGGUGUAGAAGACCACCAUGCCGUUGUUUUAAAUUUUUUUAAAUGUGAUAUUCGUCAUCAGGAGCCCGAGUUAUACUAGUCCUGUUACUCUCGAACAAUCCGGACAAAGUCGAUGUAAACGUGGUACAUUCUCGAAAGAAUCAUCCGUAUGACAAUGUCCUAAAAUUUCUUCAAUCAUCAUCAUAAUAAAAACAUGUUGUUACUCUUAGCAUCCAAAAUCCGUGUGACCAUAUAUUACGUGCAAUCGUCUUUCUAACCAGUACUUAUUCAAGAGAAAAUAUUCGACAAAUUCAUCAGUUACUGCUUUUACUCGAUAUAUUUCAUAAUUAAAUUAAACUUUCUUACUUUUUUUGUUGACGUACAAAUCAAUGCUUUCCAUUUUUGACCAUAAAAAUAUUUUUCAUUACAGAUAAUCUUAUCAACGAUCAGUAAUCGUGUUAGUGCGAGCAUCAGUUUUAAUAAUUGUUCAACAAUUUUAAACGAUAAAUUGAAAAUAUUUAAUUUAAAACAUGUUAAAUAUUGUAAGUGAACAAGACGAUGGUCAAAUGUACUGUUCAUCUGAAAACAUUGUUUUACAUUUAAAGAUCGUAUGUAUAUUAGGCACAUAUAAAAUUAAACUAAAUUGUUCAAUAUACAAAAACCAACUGUUAAAUAUUCGAUUGUUGAUAAUAAUCGAUUGUUUAAGAAUUUUAAUGUUGGAAUUUGAAAUAAUAAAAUUGAAAACAAACUUUUACAGCUAAAAUAUUCAAUUUUUGAUCUUAUACAAAUAUUCAUUUCCACUCUUAAAUUUUGAAGUUUUACUGAUUUUGGUUGAAAAUAAUAUUCCACAAUAUUUUCAUUCAUAUUAGAUCGUAUCAACGAACGAAGAUUAACACAUCUGUUAAAACUAAAUUUAUCACUAUUAGAAGUAUUAAAGUCGACAUGAUGCAGUUCGAGUCCGAUAAAUUGAUAUUGAUAUUAAGGCAGUAUACAUUGACGAUAGAGAGUAUAUUCAUUUUGAGGAACAAGAGAAGAUUUUGAAUAAAGUUGUAAAUGAAUGUUGUCAAUUAUCUGAUUGAGAUGAUAAUUUUGAUUAGAAAAACGAUUUGUGUAUAUGAUAAAUAUCGAUAUAUUCCAUUAUUUUCAAGAGCACAUCAUCAACUAAAUUACUCAUUUAUUUAUGAUUACUUAGUCACCCUCACCCACAAACGCAUGAUAGAAUAUAUUCAACUGUUGUUACAAAACAGUUCAAAAGAAUAAAUAAAUAAUAUAAAUCUUUUAUUAUUUAAAUAGACAUUGAACGUUAUAUUGUUGAAAAAGUUUAUUCAACAAAAAAUGAAUUUGAUCGACUGUAUAUCACAUACUUUGUUCCAUCAAAACUGUUGAAGAAACAAAAUAUUCUAAUGUUAAUAUUAAACCAUCUAAACUAAAGUCUGAUGAACACAUCUAAUUAAUGUUAAUGAAUUUGAGCCUGUUAGGUAUCAUAACAAAAAUAAUCAUCAUUUAAUGCGAGUGACAUUGUCUGAUGAAAUAAAAGUGGAACGAGAUAUUGAAAAUAAUCAUUUACCAUAUGGUACAAUGUUUGAAUCAAAUAUCGGGCAAAUUCGGCCAUCGUCUAAUAUUUGA
Messenger RNA from Didymodactylos carnosus, 3745 nucleotides. Lineage: Eukaryota; Metazoa; Rotifera; Eurotatoria; Philodinida; Philodinidae. The record is from the annotation of a GenBank genome assembly.